Messenger RNA from Pyricularia oryzae 70-15, 444 nucleotides. Its product is annotated as 40S ribosomal protein S12. Gene Ontology annotation, molecular function: structural constituent of ribosome. The record is from RefSeq and is a predicted model, not a curated record. NCBI's taxonomy places the organism in Eukaryota, Fungi, Ascomycota, Sordariomycetes, Magnaporthales, Pyriculariaceae. Bases 1 to 444 code for a protein of 147 amino acids. Gene Ontology annotation, biological process: translation. The transcript is spliced from 3 exons. Gene Ontology annotation, cellular component: ribosome; cytosolic small ribosomal subunit.
AUGUCGGACGUAGAAGAGAACAACGCCCCCGAGGUCUCCGAGGAAGUCGAAGUCUCCGCAGAUGCCUCCAAGGGCUCCAUGUCUGUUCUGGACGCCCUCAAGGGUGUUCUGAAGCUCGCUCUCAUGCACGACGGUCUUGCCCGCGGUCUCCGUGAGGCUUCCAAGGCCCUCGACCGUCGCCAGGCCCACAUGUGUGUCCUGAACGAGGCCUGCGAGGAGGAGGCUUACAAGAAGCUCGUCAUUGCCCUGUGCUCCGAGCACAAGAUCCCCCUGAUCAAGGUGCCCGACGGAAAGCAGCUCGGCGAGUGGGCUGGUCUCUGCGUUCUUGACCGUGAGGGCAACGCCCGCAAGGUCGUCAACUGCUCCUGCGUCGUUGUUAAGGACUGGGGCGAGGAGUCCCAGGAGCGCAGCGUCAUCCUCAACUACUUCCAGACCGAGCAAUAA